Rhodofomes roseus is the source of this 3278-nucleotide messenger RNA. RefSeq lists its product as uncharacterized. The record is from RefSeq and is a predicted model, not a curated record. The transcript has 7 exons. Lineage: Eukaryota; Fungi; Basidiomycota; Agaricomycetes; Polyporales; Fomitopsidaceae. The coding region runs from base 132 to 3089 and encodes 985 amino acids.
GUCAACACGAGAUCCGGAAGCUGGCAGUCUUCCGUGCAUCAUUAUCAAGAAACCUAGUUUCUGAAUGGGAGGCUGAUGACGCCUAGCCCACACUCGCACGACUAUAGCGGUUGUGGCUGUCGCAUUUAACAAUGGCGUUGCGCUGGAGCGGUCUCGUACGUGCCUUGCGUGCCUUGCGCGAAGAUUUGGUGUCACUGCUCUCUGUAGACAGCGCCAUGUCAGGUCUUGAUGUACCCCGUCAUUCGCUUGAUCCUCUCCCCAAGGGUCUGCCCGCACGACGAUCCCCAUGGUCGCCGUCGCCUUCUCACAUUCCUGGUGUUCAAAGGCCUCACGGCAGAAACCAGUGGUCCAAAAUGCCAGACGAUGACGACCGACCUUCCAACUCCGAUAUAAGGCACGAUGUCUGGCUUCUUUACAACGAGCAAGCCUCAAGAUGGCGCAAGGAGUUCGUUGAAGACUGGAACAAGAAGAUGGACGCCCUACUCCUCUUUGCGACUCUUUUCUCCGCCGUCAUAACCGCGUUUGUAGUCCUGUCAUAUUCAAGUCUUCGCCCCGACCUCCUUCAGCAAAUCGCCGCCUCAUUGAACGCAAGUCAAACCGUCCAGUCGGUUCAAGCCUCAACAGAACCCGUCCCAGACAGCAGCACCACCUUCAUCCCAGAGGCCUACGCCAUUCGCGUCAACACCUUCUGGUUCGCAAGCCUUGUAAUUAGCGUCUCCGUCGCCUUUCUCACCAUCCUCGCCAAGCAAUGGAUGACGAACUUCGACGGCGACCUCCACCCCUCGGUUGAGGGCCGUGGCCGGCAACUUCAGUAUCGCUACGACAACGCGCGCGCGUGGAGCCUCACUUCUUCGCUGAAGUGUCUCCCUAUCCUACUGCACGUGUCGCUAAUGUUGUUCUACGCCGGCUUGAUCGACUUCCUCUGGGAAACCAACUCCACCGUCGCCCUUGUGGCAACGGUCCUCAUCGGGUUGACUGUCGCGAUCUACAUCGCUGCCUACUACGUGCUCUCGCACCUGUCGUGGACGGUUAAUUUCCUCCGGCGGUCGAUCUACAUCUUACUGAAGAUCACAAACCUGCUACUCAAAUUCUACCGCGGCUUCCUGCGCGUGCUCUCCUGGUGCGGCGUCGAAAUUCCGCUUUGGCUCGUGUACCCCGCACGGGGGCAGCGCAUGGAGUACAUCAUGUACGGGUACGCCGCGCCCCUCGUCGACUCGCAUUCGCGCGAGAUCAACUACAUCUUCUCCAACCCGGACCUCAUGGAUUCGCGCGUCCUCUCGCGCAUGGUCGCCUCCUUCCAGGCUGGCCUGUCCGACCACGAUGCCGAGUUGCUCGUGCACACAAUCGUGCGCUUCCCGCUCCUGACCACGUACCGCGACCUCUUUAUCGACGCCGGCACCGUGCGCUUUUUGACCCAGUGGCUGCGUUGGCACGAGGAAUUCGAGUACGCUGAGUUUACCCAACCCAUGCAGAGGGAGUUUGCGCUCGUCGAGCGUGCCCUCGCGCGGCUCCUGACGGAGGUCAUCGAGCCAGAGGACGACUCGCGGGCGACUCUUUCCCUGUGGGGCCCGCCACGGACGUACAAGCUACCGCAGGAGACGAUGUCGCACAACGCUGACCUAGCGCUGCGGACACUCAAGCUCUCUCACCUCGAUGAAAGUGGGGAGGGUGAAAACCCCGGUAACAUCAUCCUGUUCGCACACAGACUCAGGCUGCAGCUCGUCGCAUCCCCUCUCGAUUGGUCUGUGGGACCCCUCAAAGCCUCCGUGAAGGGGUUCUAUGGCCGUCUGUCGGCUUACCAGACGCUGACCCACUCAGAGCUAAGGAGCGAGGACAUGAUGUCGCUCGUCAACACUGCGAUCUACGUCGCCACGCGUGUUAUUGACCCGCAGCAGUGGAUCAAGCCGACGGACGUUGUCGCCGAGCGCAUCGAGCACAAACAUGGCGCCCUCGACGCACUUGCCGCGCUCGUCUUAAACAACCCCGGGCUCGACUUCGCGUUAGUGAGGCAGAUCUGUUGGGCCCUCUGCGUGCUCUCCAUCCCCGAGCGCAGGCUCAUCCCGAAGUUCAACGACUUCCAUUUGUUAAUCACCCAGGUGCGCUCCACUCACAAGCUGCUGGACCCGCUCCAGCGGAAUGUCCUGGCUCCCGCAAAGCAGGACGCUGUCAUGCUCCAUGCGGUGCUUGCUGUCUUUGAGGAGCUUCUCUAUUCGACCUCUGCCGCCCGCCUCACAUCCGCCCCUACCUCUGACUCGGACGCCCUCGAUGAUCCCGAGAAUGCCGACCGCACCCAACUCCUCACGGCACUCAUCGCGCGGUAUCUUACCUUCCUGCAAGACCUUCGAGACGAGCUCGAACAAUCUUGGACCUUUCCCACCGAGCAGAGUCCCACCGGGAGUUGGCAGCAUGGUUCGUUCUCCCUGCACGACUCACUGCGUCUCCUCCAGCGCAUCGUUCGCAUUUCUGGAUUCCUUGGCUACUACUGCCUUACCGGCCUGGGUACCCUGAAGAUUGACCGGGAGCAGAUUACUCGCACGACGCUCGAGAUCCUGCAGUUCAUGUGCACCUACGACCCCGCAGAUAAUGGCUCUGAAGACCAGAUUGCAGUGCACCGCGUUGUGUAUGGUGCUGCCUGCCGGUUCACAGUCCUCAAUUGUGACGUGGAGACGCCGAUCGUACCGCCUGCGAACGAAUUUAUCUUCGACAACUACUCCGCGAGUGUUGCCGCGGAGCAGAUGGUGGCAGCACUUCGACUCGUCGCGUCUGCAGAAUCCGAGCCGCCGGAGUCGGUCAAUAAUGUGCUCGCUAUGGUGGCGGACCUGCGGUACAUCUCGAGCCACCCGAGGUUUCGCGCGGAAAUCCUGGCGUACUUGAGAAGUCCGAAGUCAGAUAUGCCGGAGCUACUCGACUUGCUGGUCGAGAAACACUGUGGCACUGAGGCUCGCGAGGCGAUCGACACGCUCAAUGGGACUGGGGUGUUGGAGAGACCGCGAAUCGCGCCUCCGAGACGGAUGCCCCGCGCGAGGAGAUCAACACGCCCGAGGAUGGAUACUACCAAAGCGGGUAUCAGGUUGAAGGCACGAGAAUGAUCAUGUGCUUAUAGAUGGAUUGUACCGGGCUCCAAGCGUACGAAGAGGAAUGAGCUCGAGCACGCUUGCUGAUGACGCCUAAUAGAUUUUGAGCCUCGGACGAUGCCAAGGAGUCGGUCGAGUGCGGUAAGAGCGGGUGAUUGGCUGAGGGUAGCCUGCGAUCUUGGUCGUCUAUGGGCAUAAUGUUCA